Molecule: messenger RNA, 957 nt
Organism: Aspergillus fischeri NRRL 181
Lineage: Eukaryota; Fungi; Ascomycota; Eurotiomycetes; Eurotiales; Aspergillaceae
Exons: 2
Coding region: 1-957 (318 amino acids)
Biological process (GO): peroxisome fission
Cellular component (GO): peroxisomal membrane
Source: RefSeq, a predicted model, not a curated record
AUGACAGACUCAGAAAAGACACUCGUUUCGUCAGAGCCCCCUGUGGCACAUGAAAUUGAAGCGCCCAGUGUGGGGAAGCCUGUCAGCCCCGCGGGGAUUCCACCGCCGGUGCCGUCCUCUUCGGCGAGGAAUGAUACUCAACGCAAGCUGCUGGAAGCUCUCAAGGCAACAGACUACAAUAUUGAACGUCUAGACCGACUCCUUUCCACAGCCUACGGUCAAGAAAGAGUCUUCGCAGCUACCGGAUAUCUCACUCAUGCACUUCAUCAUCUCAUUACUUCUGCGCCAUGGAUCGCUGUACAAACGCGUCUGGGCCUUCUCGCCCGGUUGAACAACCGUACGAAAUCUACACGCAACACCACCGCUCCGUCCUCGUCGCCGCAAUCCCGGCUCCUCGCCCUUUCCUCUCUCAUGUCUGAGACCCGUUAUACCAUCCGGCUCUUGGGUCUAGUUCCCCUCUGGACAUGGGGAUCCGCUACUCUGAAGUCACCACCUUCGGAUCCCAUUAUUCGCAACUUGACCCUCGCCCAGGUGGCUGUGAACAUGGUAUACCAAUUCCUCGAGAACGUGGGCUACCUGGCAUCCAAGGGUGUCAUCUCGAAGAAAUGGAUUGAUCGAUGGGGGGGCAUUAACAAGUGGUAUCUGUGGAGUAUCCGGGCCUGGUUCGGCCAUAUUAUCUUCCAGUUCUUCGUGCUAUGGAGACAGGUUGCCUUGCGGAGGAGGAAGAUUGCAAGUGACCCGGCCAAGGCGCAGACAAAGGAGGGCCAGGAGGAACUGAGGGCAGAGAUUCGUGCCUGGAAGAAGGCUCUGGUGAACAACGUUUGCUGGGCUCCGUUGUGCCUUCACUGGUGUUUCGAAAAUGGCGUUGGCAUCCCCAAUAGUUUGUCGGGUGUGAUCAGUUUCAUGGCUGGCGCUUGGGGAUUCUACGAUCUUUGGGCUGCGACUGCGAAGUCAUGA